AUGGCUGAGGAUAUCGAUUAGAAAUUACUUUAGAGAUUUGAAAUCAUUCAAAAAAUUAGGAAGGUCUCAGGAGGAGUCAUUUGGAAAGCAAUAGAUAGGAAAACUAAUAGUGUAUUUGAAUUCAUUGAAAUAUUGUUAGUCGCUAUUAAAAAGAUCGAUUAUUCAGCUAAUCCUUUACACCUUUUGAAAUCAAUGAGGGAAACAGUCAUUCUGCAGGAGAUUUCAAAACAUCCGAACAUUAUGAAGGUGCUCCAAGUCAUUAAUAAGGGCAACGAUCAAUAUACUAUUUAUGACUUUGUAGAUAUGGAUUUGAUUUCCUUAAUCAAAGUCAAGAUACUCCAACCAGUAUUAAAUUCAUCACAUUCUAAUAGAAACACAUACAAAUAAUUUUAUGCAAUAUUGUAACUGCUCUUUACUUUAUUCACUCUGGAGGACUGGUCCAUCUGAGUUUGACCCCAUCUAAAAUAUUGGUUGAUUCUGAAUGCCAAAUCAAAUUGAUAGGUUUCGGAUUCUCUCAAUUGCUACCAAUUAAGGAUCCAAAAUACACCUGUUUGCAUUAUCUUCCACCAGAGAUCCUAUUGUAAGGGAAAGUCAACACAUCAGCAGAUAUCUGGUCAUUGGGCUGCAUUUUUGGAGAGAUGUUGUGUCAUCAUCCAUUAUUUGUAGGCAAUUCCACUUUCAAUUAAAUCGAAAAGAUAGUUGAGCUUAUUGGAAAACCUAAUGAUACCAAUCUGAGCGAAUUAGCACCUUAUGUUCUCCAAGGCAUAUAGCCAGAUAGAAAGAAGGCCUUCACAAGCAUAAGUGAUGAUUCAACUGCUGUUGAUUUAUUAAAGAGAAUGCUUGUUUUUGAACCUCAAGAAAGAAUCACUCUAAUUGAUAUUUUAAAGCAUCCUUAUCUUAGCGAAUUCGCCAAUAAAUGUGAAUUAAAGAAAGCCAUUGCUCCCUUUUAAAUCGAGGAGAAUUCCUUCAAAGAAUUUCAGAAUGUUUUACGAGAAAGAGGAAAAAAGGUCGAGUAGCCUUCUAUUAAUAAUUCCUUCAAUCAAUAAUUGGAUACUAGCAGAAAGAAAUCAUUUAGAGAAUCCACUCCCAUUUCUGCAUUGAAAUAGAAGACGUCAACUAAGAUCAAAGUGAAUUCGCCCAUCCAAAGUCCUAAAAUAUAGAAGUUAUAUUAAAUUGAUGAGAAAUAGAGAUGA
Molecule: messenger RNA, 1193 nt
Organism: Paramecium octaurelia
Lineage: Eukaryota; Ciliophora; Oligohymenophorea; Peniculida; Parameciidae
Source: the annotation of a GenBank genome assembly